AAAUUUAGUCAGCAUCGAGCUUUCGGCGGACUAUGUUGCGCCCUUUGAACCCUCCGUGCUAGGAUAUAGAGUGCCGCGUGCGGCCGAAUGUUCACUUCCACCGUUGUUUGUGCGUUCAGUGCGGAGUUGGAGCACCAGAGGAUAUACCUACAACGGACGAUCGGAGACGGGUGCCCUACAAAAACAAAAGGGAAAAAUCACUUUUGACGUAUCCGGUGGCGGGUUGUUGUUUUUGCUUUGUUUUGUUAUGUUUUUUUUUGCGGCCGUCAAUUAGUGGAUACUUUUCGACCUGCGAGUUCCGGUCUGGGUGCGACUGACUGCACCCAAAUGAGCUGUUGUAAUUUCAGUGCGUAACGUGGGAAAAGCGCGCCAAUUAUAAACGAUGACUGCGUGCUCCCAGCGGAGUGCAAUAGAAGCUAAUUGAAAGAGACCCUCCGACAGCGAUUAGGCGGUGUUGAUUUGCUUUGAAACUGUGGCACCUACCGACGGCUGUUGUUUGAUUUCGUCGGAAUGCUGCGGGGCUUUUGAUGAUCUUGUCAGUGUGAGGGAAAAUCCGCUGCGAUGCAAUGAAAUGACUACACUACGUUGUGUUACACUGGGCCAUAUCAUCGGGAAAAAUGGAGAUUUGUUAGCUUGUUGUUGUGCCGUUUUUGAUAGCGUUUCUGUAAAUCAUAAAAUUCUUGCUAUGGUGAAAAUUUUUGCUUUUGAAAGAAAACCGAAUACUAAAAUGUUCAAGUGAAAAACCGAAGGCUUUAAUUAUAUUGGUAAUCAAUUUGAGAACCGUACAGAUUUUGUAAUUAGGAGCAAUCAAGAAAAUUGUUUACAGCUCAUAAAGUAAUGCUAGAAGCGUUGAAAUAGAAUUCGAUUAAUGGAAAGUUUUCGGAUGGAUUCGGAAAAUUUCGGUAGUGGCAAUUAGCGCGGGACUUCCAAAACAGAUCAACAGUUCCGGAAGAAACGCAUCGCGAAAACGAUGGUUUUUGGGCUGCCUCCGAGCAUCGCAGUGAAAGUUUCAAUUGGUCAAAAAGCGUGAGUUGGCCCAACAGGAGCAGUGUAAAAUCGUAUGAACGAGGUAGAAAAAAAAAGAUUAAAAUGAAUUCAAUUAUCGUCCAAACUUUUUGAACGUGUUUCUGGCUACGAAUGUGACGACGGCGGCCAGUGAGCCGAGCCAGAGCAGAAAUUACAAAAGUGCCAGGACGAAAAAAUAAAAAAAAAAUCCUCGACAGAUGCUCCUUCCCGUUACGCGAAAAUAAUCCAGUUGGGUCGCAUUUAUGUUUUUCGGUAGCGGAAGUACGGCAGAAAGUCUAGCAGUAUCGCUAUGAAUGCAGUGUGAUAGUGAGGGUUGGGUGCGGAAAUAAAAGUUUCUUCUGUACCCUUCCUAGUUUAUCGCGUCCCUGGCGGCAAUCCAUUCAAGUGAAACGAUGUGAUGUGAUUCGUGUGGUGUUUUUUUCUCUCUAUCUCGCUCUCGGUUGUUAGUUGGAAGAAUAUUGUGCAAACCAAGUCACUAGCAGUAGUCGGACGAGCAAGUUUUUUUUGUAGUUGUUCUCAUGUCUUCAAGAUCUUAGCAAAGGAUCUGUGACCUCUAUUCGGUGCUUGCUUGCUAGUUCGCGCUAGUUUCGUGUGCAUGUGGGGAAAAAAAGUUUUUCCGAAAAAAAAAACAUUGUUCAUAGUCGGUUGAGUUGUGCUGCGUACAUUCUCCGACUUAUGUCGGAUUGAUUUCCGAACAUUUCAACAUAAUUUCACCAUCGAGUUCAAAAGCCAGCAAGGCAGCAAAAUGGACAUCGAGCUCAUCGACAUCCGGACGCUCGGAUAUUUGUCCAGCACAAGCACGGUGGUGUCGGCAACAACAAUAUGUAACCUGACGGCGGUGGCGAAUCAAACCGAUGGAACCGGCGAUGCAGGCGGAGCUGGUGGUGGCGGUGGAGGCCGUGGAAGCGGACCCGACGAUCCCGGCGAUGAUGAUGGCGACGUUGAUGCGUUAUCUCCCCUAUCGAUGUCGUUCCUCGGUGUUUUCCUGUCGAUUGUGAUAUUUCUCUCUGUAGCCGGUAAUAUUCUAGUAUGCAUAGCAAUCUACACCGAGCGAAGUCUGCGGCGGAUCGGGAACCUAUUUCUAGCGUCACUGGCCAUUGCCGACCUAUUCGUGGCGUCCCUGGUGAUGACGUUUGCCGGAGUUAACGAUUUAUUGGGUUACUGGAUCUUUGGAGCCCAGUUCUGCGACACCUGGGUGGCAUUCGAUGUCAUGUGUUCAACCGCUUCCAUCCUGAAUUUGUGUGCCAUCUCGCUGGACAGAUACAUUCACAUCAAGGAUCCGCUCAGGUACGGGCGCUGGGUGACGCGUCGAGUCGCCAUCGGAACCAUCGUCGUCAUCUGGCUGCUGGCGGCGCUAGUGUCGUUCGUGCCGAUCUCCCUGGAUCUGCACCGGGACAAGCGGGACGAGACGGACACCUCGCUCAUCAUCAACGGCGUCAAGUACGAAACGUGCGCCCUGGACCUGACGCCAACCUAUGCCGUCGUUUCUAGUUGUAUAAGUUUCUAUGUACCUUGUAUAGUUAUGAUCGGGAUCUACUGCAGGCUCUACUGCUACGCCCAGAAGCACGUCAAAUCGAUACGAGCGGUGACGCGACCGGGUGAAAUCAGCGAAAAACGCUAUCGCAGCAUACGGCGACCGAAACCGAACAAGAACAAGCUGAAACUACGCCAGCUGGCCCAUCAGGCCAGCUCACCGUACCACGUUUCGGACCACAAGGCGGCCAUCACGGUGGGCGUCAUCAUGGGUGUCUUCCUGGUUUGCUGGGUGCCGUUCUUCUGCGUCAACAUCAUUGCCGCCUUCUGCAAGACCUGCAUCGGUCCGCAGACAUUCAAGGUGCUGUCCUGGCUCGGAUACUCCAACUCGGCGUUCAAUCCAAUCAUCUAUUCGAUCUUCAACACCGAGUUCCGGGCGGCGUUCAAGCGAAUCCUGACGACGCGCAGUGCCUGGUGCUGCGGACAGGAAAUGGGUAAUAUCUAUCCACGGCACAGCGAUCGCUACGUGACGGACUACGCGGCCAAGAAUGUGGUCAUGAACUCCGGCCGGUCGUCGGCUGAUCUGGAGCAGGUAUCGGCCAUCUGACCCUACUAGAAUAACAUCAACAACACCCAGGUGUAAAUGGGGAGCAGCUACCCACACUGAGUGUAUAGAAGAGGAUUUCUUUUUCGUUCCGUUCGGUGGAAGAAAACGGAUGUGGUUAGGCCAAUGUUUUGUUUCCGUUUGUGUUGUGAAGGGUCGGUGAGAUUUCUGGGUCAGGGUACUAGGGCACAAAACUGUGGUUCUGUGGUAAACUACUUGUAUUCAGUUCAAGCUUUUGUUUUAUUUAUUUUAUUUAUUUAGUGAAGUAUUUAAGCUUAAAGAGCUUUUCAAACAGCUAAAGUUACUACCUGAAUAAACGAGCAGAACUCAUACGCAUGAGUUGUCGCUAUCUAGUCGCUGUACUAGUAGUUAAAAUUGCACAGCUAUGCAUUGAAAAAUCGAAGACGGUACGUCAGAAACAGGAUGUACUUCUACAGUGAAUCAUUUGAACAAACCUGAUAUAAAAACCAGGUUCGAAAUUGACUAGUUUUUCAGUUCAACAACGUUGAAACUAGGUUCGAAACUAAUGUCAAAUAAACGGUUUGACAGCAGUUAGGGCGGAAACUGGAUUAGGUUUUGCAUCAAGCGAAAAUGACAUAAAAAAAACGAAACAAACUCACACGUAACGUAAAUCCUAGCUUGCUUUGUUUUCUUGGGUAAUGACAGAAUAUUACAUCUAUCGACAUGUGAUAUUAGAUUUUGUGUCUAUUUCUUUGUGAAAUUUAGCUAAACUGGUAGAGAUAUUAAAGAAAUGUAUCUUUUUCACAUACUUCGGACGUUCCUUUUAUGCGGAUCUACCGAGACGCACCACAUGUUCUUUGUUUUUGUAGUGCGGAGAUAUCGCACAGACUUUUUAAUUCAUUACUGACUUAUGAGUGACUAAGGUUUUUAUUUUUUCAGUCAAGAUAACUGAGCGUAUUGAAACCCAAAUGCGUUAGAAAUUCGCUUUCAUUAUGUGCUGAAAAAAUGCACUUAGUUUCCAAAACAUGGACAGAAAAUACGUCACUCUGUAUACCAAAACAAUGUAAUUAAUUAACGGUCCUCAACAGAAACAAUACUUAUGUCAAUCCAAUGGAUGGUGGAAUCGUUACAUCAAUCCAAUUGAAAUGAAAACUUUUCGAAGGAAAUUUAAAUCGUUUUUGCUUGUGAAAACUGAAACUGACCCAAGGUAAUUUAAUCAAGUAACCACUUUACCCGAAACUGUUUUAAGUUUGCACUCAGCAACGGGGUUUUAAAAUCAGGUUCGAAACUGACUAGAAUUGGUUUUUAACAAACGGCUUGACAGCCGUUAGUGUGGAAACUGGGUUAGGUUUGGCAUCAAGCGAAAACGGCUUUGACGUUCCAGACAUUAACAUAGUAACCGACGCUUAGAAUUUCAGAGAAGAAUGCACAUAUAAAAUAGUGUUCUAUUUGGAGGAAAAAUAUUGUCAAAAUGAGAAAAUGUUUACAAAUUUGGGUAAGAACUCAUUCCGAACUGGAUAAACAUUUUUGUUAGUGUUAUUGCAACUACAGAGCAAUAACACUACCAAAAAUGUUUAUCCAGUUCAGAGUGAGUUCCGAAUCAAAUCCGAAAUGGGCGAUGAAUUUUCAGUCGGAAUUCUCUGUGCAAUUCAAUAUUAAUUCCAAAUCAAUUCUUAGAGUUUUCUCUACAAUUGUGGCAAAUCAUUGGAAAUCACCUAUUACAGGAUCGGUUCCUGUCCUAGGUCCAACUGUUAGUCCACUUUCCGAGCCAGUUUCGUACCAACCUCAAGCUGGUUAAAAAUGACAUAAGCAAGUAUAAGUUGUUAAAAUUAAUAUUACUGCAGGGUGGCAUAAAAAGUGUUGUCAGUAUCGUCAAUAAGAAUUUAGAUAUUGCACAAUGCUCCGAAACGGGAAAUGGCGAGACAAAAAUAUUUUCGCUAUUAAAUAUUAUUUUGUUGCAGUUGAUGUCUUCACCAAAGUUGUUUGCAUUCAACUUUUUCGGAGUAAAAGUAGAGUGGCUCUCGUAAAGUCACUUUUUGUUCUAACUUUUAUGUGAACUGUUUUACAAGAAAAUCGUCUUCCGAAGAUUUGUCAAGCCAAUUAUUGCGCACAAUUUUGCUCAACUAAGAUUUCAACUAUAAGCUACCAUUCAAAAGUUUAGUUUUUUUUUCGUCAAAAAAUAUUCAACCUUCUAAUAAUGCCAGAUCGAUAAAAUAUACCAGUAUUUUUCGCCAAAACUAAUCUUAUACGGUUUCUGAAAGGUAAAAUAAGCCAUAUAACUCUUAACCACCAAAACGUGGCAACUGUUUGACGUCGUUUCCAAAUUCAAGAUGGCGUCUUUCGGAUAUUCUAAACGCCUUGAAAAUUGUUACAAAACAAGUAUAUUCGGAACAGGCUUGAUAAGUAGAUGUUUCAGGUCGUUCCUAAAUUUAAAUCGGUGACUUUUAGUUAAUCUAUAUUCCAUGAAAAUCAUAACAAUAUGAGUAUUUCUGACAGGGUGUGUGAGAAAUUCUGGCAGCCGGCAGAGGCUGGCAAGAUUCCGGUAGCUGUCAAAAUUUUGCAGGCGAAAUUGCGUAAUUCUAUCGCCACGUCAUAUCUUGAAAGAUAUUCGUCAAUCCUUCAUGUACAUCCAAAAAUGAAAACGAGUCUUGAAACCAAGUGAAUGAAAUGAAAAUACUGGUAUAUUAAGAGAAGAAGCUUUGCAUAUCAUGUUUGGUAGUGCAAAAGCUAUGUUAUUGCCCUUUACUUAAACUCGUAAUGGAAAAAAUAAAACCAAAGAAGAAACGAUUCAAAACGGUCCUGCCAGUAUUGUACGAGUCUUGUAUGGGAAAAAUCCGGCAAAAACAGAACUUUUAAUAACGGCUAAGCAAAAUUCUUUGCCGGAAACGGCUGAUGCAUUAUUGCCAAAAUUCUGCCAGAACACCGGCAAACCCUUCUAGCAGACUCUACCAAGAACAUGCAAGCGGUAUAUCAUGAAACGAUUUUUGAGGUCGUUUUUAACUUCAAAAUCCGAAUAAUCGAAAUACCUUAAAAGCCAUUACAGUAAGCAUUUUCGGAACGGGUUUGAUAAGUAAAUGAUAACAAAAUGAUGUUUGAGGUCGUUUUGAAAUCAAAGAUGUUGACUUCCAGUUAUUCGACUGCCAUUGAAAACCAUUCCAAUAUGCGUGUUUCCGAGACGCGCCUUAUAAGUACGUGUUAUAAAACGAUGUUUGAGGAAGUUUCGAAAAACAAACUUGCGACUUCCGGUUUAUCGAAAUACCUUAAAAACCAUUACAAUAUGAAUAGUAUUUUGUUCUUGCAACCGUAUUCCAUUCUGCACACAAAUAUCAUGACUUUAACAAAUAUUAUUAUGGUAUGAAAAAAAUAUUGUUCACCAAUACUUUUACAUUUAUUUUUUCCAGCUUCUAUUCAUCGUCACCUUAAAAACUAUUACAAUAUGGACAUUUUCGAAACUUUUUCUUUUCAUAAAUACGUUUAUUUCAUAGGUAUAUUACAUAAGUUUUUCUUCGCCGUGGCAUCCACAGUACAUAGUACUUUAAACCUAAUACAUUUCGAAUAUAAUAUUAUUAUGUUGGUAUUCAUAAAUUAAUCUAAAUACUGUUUUUAUCAAUUUUUCGAAACUGAUGUGAUAUGUUAUCGUGUUCCACAUAGAGCACGGUUUUGUUUUUUAAUGUGAUAAUACAAUUUUCAAGGGACACUGCGAUGGUUCUAGAUAUUCCGAAGACACACGUUUUUGUUGUUGUUGUUAAUAACAGUUCAACUGCAUUGAAUUGAAUGUAUACUACGUUAUAGGUUUUGUUCAGUCAAAUGCCUGUGUCUAUAACAAAGUUUUCAUAUAUUUGAGAAGUUGAAUUUUACAUUGCUUGUAGUUAACAGCGACUGUAUUUCCCGGUGACAGAACCUUUUGUUCGCUAAGUUUACUCAUUUCAAAAUCGUCUUAUUGCUCACUCAACAGCACUAUGUUGUGAUUUUUAUAGAUUGUGCCGGAGAAAGCGGCAUGUUUUGCACAUGCCAAUUUUUUGUCAGCCUAACAGAACAUGCACUCAACCAAAAAAGCUCUUGAGUGCUUCUCAUUUAAACAGGAAUUUUCGUGUAUGACGUUAAUUUUCAAAAACGCGAUUCGAUGUUAUUUUCUAAAACUUAUUGAGGUUGGUUGUCAUUGACUUAAUUUCAUCUUAACGCACUAAAUUUCCUUAGUUAAGUGGUUUUGAUUUUCGUUUCGUUUUGAUUAUAGAAGUGUGGUUGAAAAAAACAAAACUCAAGACAAAUUUAUGGAGUUUACUCAUCACUGCUCGCAGUGAAGCUGGUGCUACUGUGCCUCACUCAGCAAUCUCACCGUUCAAAUACUAAAACUAAUUUUACGCACAAAACACUAAUACGUAAACACAGAUAUAGUCACGAUUCCAUAACAAAAAGCAAUCUAAACACUAAGCUAGUCAAAUUCGGAUGAAGGAGGUAAACCAAAGGCAUGAACCCAGUCAAAUAAAGUAAAUAGCUAGGAAUCUAUCUAAGUAUGUUAACCCUAAAGGUCACUGUUUUCCCUGUACUGCAACACCAAAACCAAAAUCCUUCCAAUGUAUCAACACAUUUCAGAAAAGCAGGUCCGGAAAAAAACGAAACAUGUAAAUACUACAAAUUUUUUUUUCGGUACACACUCCGUACAAUGAAGCAAACAUUUAAUUUCGUUUCAAAUCAUUUUUUUUUCUACACUGCGAGAAAUUAGCAAUUGUAGAUGGCAAAGUAGUAUAAAAUCCCUCACUUAUCGAAAUUGUAGCAAAGCACCAGUGAAAGCCAUGGCAAACCACAAGCGCGGUGUGAUUCGGAAAAAAAUGUGCUCAAAAUGAGAUUGAUGUUUUUGCUGUUGUUGAUGUUCAAACGAGUAAACCAAAAGAACAUAUUUAGUAUAGAAAGCCGUACGAUGCAGUUCAACCAGCGAGAUUCCAUUGCAAACAGAAAAAAAAACGCGAAGGACACUUUCGUAAUUUGAUAGUAGGAAGCUAUAAUCUUGCGGUUAUUCACCGUCGUCCCAUUCCAGGAAUUCUUCUGUCAGUUUGAGUGUCAAAUCAGUUUCUUCACAUCAGCGAGCUACCGGCAACACUGAUUUUCUGCACGUUUAUUUGACAAACGUUUUUUAAUCUGAUCGAUGAUGAUUGAAAGCGUUGUAAUACGCUCGAAUUGAGAAUCAUGACCCUAGCAAAUUGUUGUGGAAAGAAAACGAUGUAAUGUAAUACCCAUUUUCUCCGCAAAAAGUUAAAUUCACAUAUCCUUAGCACUAAACAGGUCCAAAUCGUAUUCCAAAUACCAAAAUGAAAGAAAGAACGAUGAAAAUAGCUAAUCGUCUAAUGUUAGAAGCAAUUUCUUUGACACUAAUCAUAGGAUGUAGUAAGAAGAGCACUGAUAAUAGUUAUCAGUAUAGUGCAACUGCUGUGUUUAGCUGUUAAGUUUUAAACAUUUCAAAUGACAUACAACUAAAAUUCCGAAUAAACGAUCGACUCUCACAUAGGACACAUUCAUUCAAGAGACACUAUAAUUAUGCGAAAACAAGACUGAUUAUUGUUUAUUUACCAGAGCGUCGUGAUGUACGUAAGAAUACUACUAGUAGUGGAACAAAACCAAAAAAAAGUCUACUGUGAAAUAAAUUUAGUGAAUGGUACGUGUAGUGACCGGAAGUGAAAAGUAAACUUGAUAGAAACUAACGGACAAAUCGUGAAAGGAAAACUAAACCUGAAAAGAAAAUGUAGAAACAAAUAAUGAUUUAUUUAUAGAGAACAUCAAUUGAAUCAAAACUGCAAACAAAUUUCGUAUUAUGCUCACACGAAACUCAACGUGAACAAUCCAAAAGAUACCAGAUACCGAUACUACUGUUACUAAUUAGAUUCACUUACUGUAGAGUGGCGGAAAAAGAUAAUACAAAUACAGAGAUGGCGCGUCUAUUCCGCGUCCAACCAUUGAUGAAAAACAAAAGAGCUGAACUAAUCAAAUGUCUAAACUUUUUCCUACUACUAAGGAAAAACAAAAGGAUAUAAAUCGUCAAAAGCACGCGUAUAUUUUGUAAAAGGGAAUGCAUUUCCACGAACGGGAUCCACUGUGAAAAAUAGCAAAAAAAGAAAACAACAGAAGAAUGAUACAAAGUUCCAGCUGAAUAAUGUAAUGUUUAAUUAAUUAGGACAAAUUGUAACAAACCGACACACAGUCACGCAGAAAUAGGUCUAUGAUUGUUCUUUGUUGUGAAUAGUUUGUCGAUAAUAAAACAAAAACAAAACAAACCAAAUACAGAAACGAGAAAUACAAUUUGCAGCUUGAUUUGAAAA
Messenger RNA from Malaya genurostris, 9375 nucleotides. Its product is annotated as dopamine receptor 1-like. Gene Ontology annotation, biological process: adenylate cyclase-activating adrenergic receptor signaling pathway. The transcript is spliced from 6 exons. The record is from RefSeq and is a predicted model, not a curated record. Bases 1772 to 3106 code for a protein of 444 amino acids. Gene Ontology annotation, molecular function: G protein-coupled receptor activity. Lineage: Eukaryota; Metazoa; Arthropoda; Insecta; Diptera; Culicidae. Gene Ontology annotation, cellular component: membrane.